AUGUCUACCUUCUCUCGGGGUUUCUCGAGCCUCUUGCACCAGCACUCUCUCUGCCUGCCUUCCUCCAUUAGGGUCGCCAUCUUCUCCACUCGGUCACAAACUCCAACUAGCAAUUGUCGCGCACACUUCUCUACCCAAACCUUCUUCCGACAGUAUGCAAAACCGACAGGAUAUCCCACCGUCCCCAAGCGGACCCUCACGCCACCCUCUGGGUCAUUCUUAAGCUCUGAUCCCGUCCUGCGAGCUGUCGGCGUAAGCGGAGCGCCCAUACUUCUAUACAGAUCACCCCCGCGCCAGUUAUAUAUGCUAGGAGUCUACGCCCUUGCGUGUAGCACGGUCGCUGGAGGGCUUUACCUAUGGCGAUGGAGAUAUGAUUUACCUAAAGAUCUGCCGUUCUUCGUCGGACCUACCUAUACUGUGUGCUCUCUCAUGUUACUCGGAAUUGGUGCAUAUAUUUUCUCGGCGCCAGUGUCGCGCUGCAUCUCCAUUGAGAUCGUUCCUAGUGUACUUGGUCGGCCACCGCAAAUGCGAAUCAAAGCCCAGCAGGUCCCUUUUUUCAUGAGAGAGAGAGUUAUUCUUACGAACAUAGGCGAGCCAUUGAUAUCCGAAAAGACUCUCCCGGUCGUGCGAGAGCUUCAAGAGGCUGAGCGAGCGAGAAGACAAAAUAUUUCCGAAGGACUGGAGGAUAUUUUCAUUGCAACCCGCUUUUGGAUACUGGUUGAGCGAUUCUUCUCGCAAAAGUGGACGUCUUUCUUUCUUCGAUUCAAGUUUACGAUUCUCCGGUUUGGCAAUGUCAAGAUAGACGUUCAAGGGCAGAAGUGGAAAAUUGACUGUUCGGGGUACCUGUUGGAGGAUGGCAAAGCUAUCGACCGCUUACUGAGCGUAGAGUGA
Messenger RNA from Lindgomyces ingoldianus, 891 nucleotides. RefSeq lists its product as uncharacterized. The transcript has 2 exons. The record is from RefSeq and is a predicted model, not a curated record. The coding region runs from base 1 to 891 and encodes 296 amino acids. Lineage: Eukaryota; Fungi; Ascomycota; Dothideomycetes; Pleosporales; Lindgomycetaceae.